Messenger RNA from Macadamia integrifolia, 2745 nucleotides. Its product is annotated as myb-like protein X. Gene Ontology annotation, cellular component: nucleus. Gene Ontology annotation, biological process: chromatin organization; regulation of double-strand break repair. Gene Ontology annotation, molecular function: DNA binding; histone binding. NCBI's taxonomy places the organism in Eukaryota, Viridiplantae, Streptophyta, Magnoliopsida, Proteales, Proteaceae. The transcript has 13 exons. The record is from RefSeq and is a predicted model, not a curated record. Bases 276 to 2168 code for a protein of 630 amino acids.
GCUAAACAAACCUCUCCUCUCCCGGUUCAGGUUGAGGAGUUAAGAGGACUGAGGAGGGAAAAGGAAAUAGAAGAGGAGGAAGAAGAAGAAGAAGAAGAAGAAGAAGAAGGAGGAAUCCCGCGAAAAUCAAAUUAUUUUGAACCAUUUCGUGCCUUGAAUCCCAACUGGUUGUAGGUUACCAUUUCAAUUGCCGAUCAUACAACUGUAAAAUUAAACAAGAACACGAAGUGAAUUGGUGGUCUGGAGCUUUUGCUGCUUGACACUGCGGGUUAGCAAUGGCAGAAGCGGAUACGGAGACCAAAGUUGUUACGGGUACUGCGAAUGGAACUUGCCCGCUUGAGGAUUCUGGGCGCCUGGUGGGUACUGGUGAAGCUGAAACUGUAAAGGAGGAGGAAGCUGUAACCGUAAAGAAAGAGGAGGAUAACACUGGAGUUAAGGAAAUGGAAGAAGAUAGUAAAGAAAAUGAGAAGAAUGAGGAUGUGGGAAAGGAGGAAGACCAUAAGUUGAAGGAAGAAGAUAGCAAACAGGGAAAAGAAAGAGAAGAACCAGAACUGGAAGAUGUCAAAAUGGAGGAAGAAACUGAUGUGAUGGAAGAGAAGGAGAGCAAGGAAAACGUUGCGACUGCUGAAGAGAAGGAGAGCAAAGAAAGCAUUGAGACUCGAGAGAAGGAAGAUAAGGAGAGCAAAGAAAACAUUGAGAAUGCUGAAGAUAAUAAGGACGAAACAGUGAAAGACAAGGAGAGUAAAGGAGAAAAGCGAUACAAUAAGCGUGGUAAGGGGUCGAAUGUUGGGGGGAAGGAGGUGGCUAAGAAAAACAAAGUGGAUGAAAAAAAUGUGAAAGAAACAAAUAAUCCCACCGCCUUCUUUCUUGAUCGACCUGUGCGGGAGCGCAAGUCGGUUGAGAGGUUGGUGGCUUUUAUUGAAAGAGAUCCAGCAAAGGAUUUUCACAUUGAAAAGGGCCAUGGUACUCCACUCAAGGAAAUACCGAAUGUGGCGUACAAGUUAUCAAGGAAGAAGACAGAUGAAGCAUUCAAGUCACUUUACACAAUCCUUUUUGGGAGGAGGGGAAAGGCAUCUGAUUUCAAGAAGAACAUAUCCCAGUUUUCUGGCUUUGUGUGGCAUGAGAGUGAGGAAGUGCAGGAGAAGCAAAGGAUGAAAUUAAAAGAAAAAUUUGACAAGUGCUUCAAGGAGAAGUUGCUGGAAUUCUGUGAUGCGCUUGACAUACCUGUUGUGAAGACAGCAAUAAGGAAGGAAGAUAUUGUUAUGAAGUUGAUCGACUUUUUGGCAGCUCCACGUGCAAUGUCCGAUGUUUUAAUUUCAGAGAAACAGCAGUCGAGUAAAGAUAGAAAGCGCAAGAGGUCAGUCAAGGGAACCGCAUCAAAGUCAGGUGGUGCUUCUGCAAAAUUCUCUUCAAGGUUUAUUCCACAGAAACGAAGGACCGCUGAAGACACCCAAGAGAAGGAUAAAAAGAGUGCCCCUGACACGGAAAUUGAGUCUGAAGAAGACGAGGAUGAAGAGAAUGAUGGACCUGAGGAAGUUCUUAACCAUUCUGAGAAUGAGAAUAAGGAAGAUGAAUCCAUGGAGGAGUCUGAAGAAGACAUGAGAGAGCAUAAACCUGGUUCGAGGAAAUCGUCAUCGAAGAAGGAAUCUGCUGAGAAAACUAAUAUGAAGAAAUGUACAACUUCCAGGAAAGCCACUCCAACUGCAUCGCCAAAAAAAACUCCAAGAGAAGCAUCAUCUAAACAUUCUAAAGUCAAUGACAGCAGUGAUAAAAGCCCAAGGGUGUUUUCAAGAAAGAAGAAAAAUGAGGAGACCAGGAAAAAUGCCUCAAACCCAGUGAAAUCUGCCACCAAGGAGAAAGCUGGUAAAAAGGUGGUGAAAGGGAAGGAUAAAUCCAGAGGGGAAGAACCUGGACCAAGUGAAGAUGAACUAAGGACUGCAAUCUGUGAAAUUCUGCAGGAAGUCGACUUCAACACGGCAACAUUCACUGACAUUCUCAAGCUGCUCACUCAGCAUUUCGACACUGAUCUCAUCUCGAGAAAGUCAGCUAUAAAGCUUCUGAUCCAAGAAGAGCUUACAAAACUAGCUGAUGAGGAAGAAGAUAAUGAGGACGACAAGAGAGAAGAUGAAAAAGAUCAACCAACUGCAGGUCAAGAGAUGGAGGCUUGACUGUUUAAAUGAAUGAUACAUAGCUGUAACUUAUUGUAGUCAUAUAAUGCCUGGCAUGAGAAGUAUUUUCAGGCAAUGAGUGGUGGUGGAACAGCUUGGCAGCGGGUGAUGACAUGUGAUGGAUGCAUGAUCAAUCAUUUUAUUUCUUAAAAUUGAACCAAACCGAAUGAAUACAGUAAGCCAGGUAGUUUUGCUGUUGUCCUGCAGAAUCAGCUUCAAAAGUGGAGUCCAUGGGGACAUUAUCGCCCAACAGAUGCCCCCCAGAAACUCCAUGAAUAAUUGCUAUAGGGUGGGUUUAAUGUAUAUUGUCGUAAUCAAAACCUGACUCAACUCUAGGUGUUUUCUUUGUCUUAGAUAUGAAAGUCCUGCAUUUUGGGCAAUGAAAUCUUACAAUAAGUGCCCCACCCAUUUAACCUUCCGGAUAAAAUAGUUGCUGCGGCUAUCAAAGGGACCUUUUAACAUUUUUAGCCUGAGUCUGUUGUAUUAUCAUUGCAUAGAGAAAAGCAAUGUUUUACAUGUAUCUUAGAUCAUAUACUAUCUCUUUGGCUGCUACAUGGAAGUCUUCGUUUUUCUUGUA